This is a messenger RNA of Nanorana parkeri, 1635 nucleotides long. RefSeq names its product keratin, type I cytoskeletal 19-like. The record is from RefSeq and is a predicted model, not a curated record. Gene Ontology annotation, molecular function: structural molecule activity. The transcript has 11 exons. Lineage: Eukaryota; Metazoa; Chordata; Amphibia; Anura; Dicroglossidae. The coding region runs from base 1 to 1635 and encodes 544 amino acids.
AUGGAAAAAGUGCCAGGUAUCAACCAGCUGGACAAGGUGAAAUUCCGUCCUCAGGCUUUCUCAGUGGUCACUCCUCUGCUGGAUCCUCUCAUGGAAACUGUCAUAUUGGUAGCCAUCUGUCUAAAAUCUCAAGUCACUAUGGUGCUCGUCAUGGAGGAUCUUCAAAUAACCAUCAUGGAGGAUCCCACUCUUCUGGCCAACAUGGAUUAUCACAUGGUUUAUCUCAUGGUUUAUCUCAUGCUUCUCAUCAUGGAGGAUCACAUAUUUCCCUCCAUGGAGGUUCCCAUACUUCUCAUCAUGGAGGCUCCCACAGACUUCAUUGCGGAGGUUCUCAUAGUUCUCAUCAUUCUUCCAAUGCCACCCAGCAUGGAAGUUCCCAUAAAGUCCAUCAUGGCAACCACUAUAGAGCCCCCAGUGUACAUGGAGGGUCAGGAGGAAACCAUGCAGCACUUGAAUGAUCGCUUGGCUUCCUAUUUGGACAAAGUCCACUCUCUGGAGCAAGAGAAUGCCCAGCUUGAGAGAAAUAUCCAGGAGUGGUAUGAGAGGAAUCAGCCCAGCGCUUUACCCAACUUCAGCAGCUUCUUCAGGAUUAUUCAAGAGCUUCAAGGCCAGAUUUCCUCAACUUCUUUGGACAAUGCAAGUAUUACAUUACAAAUAGACAAUGCUCGUCUGGCAGCAGAUGACUUCAGAAACAAGUAUGUAAUGGAACGCCAGCUUAGAUGUAGUGUUGAGGCUGAUGUGAAUGGACUUCGUAUACUCCUGGAAGAACUGAAUCGGGACAUAUGCAAUCUGCAGGCACAAGUUGGAAACCUUCAGGAGGAACUGCAGCAAAUGAGGAGGAUCCAUGAGGAGGAAGUCAAUGCUUUGGAAGCUCAGCUGGGUGCCAGGGUCAGUGUGGAAAUGAAUGCUGCUCCAUCGGCUGAUAUGAAUAGAGCCUUAUCUGAAAUUAGAGAGCAGUAUGAGAACCUGAUGGAGCGGAAUAUGAGAGAGGUGGAAACUAUUUUCCGACAAAGGACUGAGGAACUGAAUCGUGAUGUUGCUUCUGGUUCUGAACAACUCCAAUCUGUACAGACCGAAGUUAUUGACUUGAAUCGCACCGUCCAAACCCUGGAGAUCGAACUGCAGAGCCAGCUGAGCAUGACAUCUGCUCUGGAGAACACCUUGGCAGAGACAGAAGCCACAUUUGGAGCCCAACUUGCCCAGUUACAAUGUUUGAUCAACAGUGUAGAGUCCCAGCUGGCACAGGUACGCUCUGACCUGGAACGUCAGAACCAGGAAUACAGUAUCCUAAUGGACCAAAAGACACACCUGGAGAUGGAGAUCGCUACCUAUAAGCGCCUAUUGGACGGCCAACAGGCCUUUGCAGGGGACGUUUCCCUUAUAUUGAGUAAAAGUACUUGUGAUGUUGCAGACAGACUUCACUUGCGCUGGUUGUACAACAUGGAGACUCUCAUGGAAGCUGCUCAUAUCCUGUAUAGAGAGGAUAGAGAGUGGAAUGAAAUAGCUUCCAGUCAAGGUGAAUAUAGCGAAUUGCCGGGAAGGAGAGUGGAACAGUCUGCAGCAGUAGUUAAGAUGAUGCGCUCUCUGAGUACACCUGCUCAGUGUCAGCACAUUGCUGGACCACUGAGCAAUUGA